Messenger RNA from Ixodes scapularis (black-legged tick), 372 nucleotides. RefSeq names its product evasin P1095-like. The coding region runs from base 25 to 339 and encodes 104 amino acids. Lineage: Eukaryota; Metazoa; Arthropoda; Arachnida; Ixodida; Ixodidae. The record is from RefSeq and is a predicted model, not a curated record. The transcript is spliced from 3 exons.
CACAACUCCGACGAAGUACUUGAAAUGGAACUCAAAACUAUAAUAUUUCUUCAGAUUGCCGCCGUUAUGGUCCUUGGCAUCCAUUUACUUGUUGCCGGAUCAGAGGUGCAAGCAGAAAAAGAAUUUCAGGAAGAUGGCAUUUAUGUGCAAUAUUGUGGCAAGAAUUGCACACUUCCAAACGAAGAAUCCACCGGAUGCAGCGAAGAUUGCAAAUGCGUUUAUGAAGGCAAUAAUUCUCACGGUAUUUGUAUCAGUAUAUCAAUUUUGGGAAACUAUCAAGAUCUGGAUUUCAACGACACAGAACUCAUCAAAGCUACGCCCCGGCCACCAAGCAACUAAGCCAGAACAUGAAGAGACAAGGAUUCCUAGGGC